GUCCUUGAGGAACCUAAACCACAGCCAAGCACCAUAAUGAGAAAAGCUCUCCUAGUAAUAUACUGCAUCGUCCUAACUAUAGGCAAAUGCGGCGGUCCACUUCUGAUGCUCGCCUACUUCAUCCAUGGUGGGAAACGAUUCUGGUUCUCGAGCUGGCUCACAACUGGUGGUUGGCCCAUCACCCUUUUCCCCAUCGCCUGUGCUUAUAUGUACAGUUGCAGGACCGAACCCACAGCAAAAAACAAGCUUUUCCUCAUGAAACCUCCCUUGUUCGUUGCCUCCGCAGUCAUCGAAGUCCUUACAGGCGUUGAUGACUACCUCUACGCCUAUGACGAGGCCCUGCUCCCCGUUUCAACUUGUUCUCUAAUCAUUGCCUCGCAGCUGGCUUUCACAGCUGGGUUUGCUUUCAUUUUGGUGAAGCAAAAGUUCACUUCUUAUUCCAUAAACGCUGUGUUUUUGUUAAAUGUAGGAGCAGGUGUUCUAGCUUUGCGUGCGAGCAGUGACCGAACUGAUAAUGAAUCAAACAGGAAAUACGCUUUAGGGUUUAUAAUGACUCUGGCUGCAGCGGCCUUGUAUGGAUUUGUUUUGCCCCUGGUGCAGUUAAUGUACAAGAAGGCAAAGCAAGACAUGAGCUACGCCCUUGUCAUGGAGAUUGAGAUGGUGAAGUGUUUGUUUGCUGCUGUUUUUUGCACUGUUGGGAUGCUGGUUAACAACGAUUUCGAGGUAAUUCCAGGGGAAGCAAGGGAAUUCGAGCCUGGGGAAACAAUGUAUUAUGCUGUUGCGAUUUGGAGUGCAAUAAUAUGGCAGUUUUUCUUCUUGGGAGCAAUAGGAGUAAUCUUUUGUGCUUCAUCUUUGCUAUCAGGCAUUAUAAUUGCGGUUCUAUUACCUGUAACAGAGAUUCUGGCCGUAAUUUUUUACAAAGAAAAAUUUCAAGCAGAGAAGGGUCUAGCUUUUGCACUCUCAGUCUGGGGCUUCGUUUCGUACUUUUUCGGUGAGAUAAAACAAACCGAGAAAAAGAAACCAACUCCUAAAACAGAAAUACCAACAGUUCCCAGACGUAUGGAAAGUGCUUAG
Theobroma umbraticum is the source of this 1074-nucleotide messenger RNA. NCBI's taxonomy places the organism in Eukaryota, Viridiplantae, Streptophyta, Magnoliopsida, Malvales, Malvaceae. The record is from RefSeq and is a predicted model, not a curated record.